This is a messenger RNA of Hyalella azteca, 2053 nucleotides long. RefSeq lists its product as uncharacterized. Gene Ontology annotation, cellular component: peroxisome; membrane. Gene Ontology annotation, biological process: protein import into peroxisome matrix, docking. Lineage: Eukaryota; Metazoa; Arthropoda; Malacostraca; Amphipoda; Hyalellidae. The record is from RefSeq and is a predicted model, not a curated record. The coding region runs from base 138 to 1547 and encodes 469 amino acids. The transcript has 8 exons.
AAAAUCAUUCCAAAUUAUAAUUAUGAUUGCUUGCCGAGUGGCAAGACUAAUGAUUAAUGAAUAAUAUCAUAAACUUCUUAUUGCUCUCAAUGCUCAACUAGGAAAAACACACAAGUUGUUACUUCAGUUGCCAGAAAAUGAGCUUUGCAGAGAAAAGAGGCACAGGGCUUGAACCUGAGCCUGUUAACCAAAGAAGAGAAAAUUUCCCUGCUACAAGCGAUGUCAGCAGAGAGGCCAACUUAUCAACAUGGGAAGUAAAAAGUAUUGUUGGAGGUGAAGGAGGUGGGGGUGGAGGCCUCCAGUCACCAUCUUCUCAACAGUUGAAAAGCCAUGAUAAUAGUAAAAAAUUACAAUCUAACACUCCUACACAACACCUGGUUCAUCCUACAAAUCCUGUAAACAGUGCUGUCAGGAGCUCCAUGUUGCCUGGAACAAUCUUGCAACCUUCCUACAGUGGCUGGAGUAGCAUGCCUCCCCAACCAUAUAAUCCAGCACUUGGCACCUAUGGAUACAAUACCCAACUUGGGAAUGAGUCCAUUCUGAACCAAAUGUACCAGGGAACAAGCAGUUCUUUGAACUUGGUGAGCCUUGGUCUACAGUCUGUGGGCAACUUCACUGGGAUCCUCAACCAGUUCUUUAUGACCAUCCAGAACACACUGUCAUCUCUCAUGAACCUCUCCAUGCAGAUGCACUUCAUUAAAAACCAGUUUGCCCACGCCAUGUCACUGUUUUCCCUCUACCGGGGAGUCAAGUGGCUGGUGCUGAGGCUGCUGAGAGCGCUGGGGCUGAGCAGCGAGAGCGACGUGGAACGCGCGUGGCGAGAGGCUCAGGCAUCCAUGCAGCCUACGGUGACAGGUGAGACGUGGCGGCCGUGGCGUAAGGUGCUGCUCACGACGCUCUUUGUCACCGUGCCAACGCUCAUCAUUUACAUCAUGGACGCGUUGAACUCGCCACCUCCUCGGAGAGACAACACCAACGAUCCACGCACCAGCAACGUGCCUCCCGGUGCUCAGCCUGCAGCUGCAGAUGGGCAGUGGUCAGCAACGCAGUCGGGACCUUUUUCUGGAUACGGUAACAGCUUUCCCUACUCUUCAUACAGCCUGGGUGCACCUCAUUCCGUCAACGGCUCAGCUUAUCCCUUCGGCGCCACCUCUUCGUACGGCUACAACCCGCCCUUCUCUGGCUCUUCUUAUGGAUAUAAUACAUCAGGCAAUCAAUUCAAUCAAAUAGGCACACCGAAUGCAUAUGGAGGCUAUGGAAAUGCAAUGAACUACGGCUCGUACGGCAACUAUGAUGGUGUGUACAAUCGAUACAAUUACAACGGAAGUGACACUUAUCCUUUCUCUUUGGGCUAUGGAGCUGGGCAAGUGACACGUCCCUCGGCGCCUCCUCUACUUCAUCAGCAAUUAGGCUCUAUGAAUUCAGGACUUCAGCAAUCGGUACCUUUCGUUUCAAAUGCCAACUUAACUUCGCAAGUUCUGAGUGAAGACCAGAGAAAGGAAGAAGCGUCUGGAGGGCUUGGAGGUGUCCAAGAAACCGUGCCUUAAGAAUAUAAUUUCCCUUUAGCUACAGCGCAGGAUCGCUUCUUACGCAUUAAUUUUAAUAACGCGUUGAAUAUCAACAUUUUAACUUGGAUUUUUGGUACUUAUACGCUGCGAACUUGGCAAGACAUUCCUAUUCCAUUCGUCAUUCGAAAAUGUGUACCCUCGCUCAAUAACUAUUAUUAGGGUACGUUAGUUUAUGCCAACAAAAACUAAUAGCUCGAUUUGCUUUUUCAUUAAUUGCCCUGAAAAGCACUAAGCUCUCUUCAUGUGAUACGGGCAAUUUCAAAUAUUUGUCAAUUCACUUGAGAACUGAUGGCCAACUAAGACGCAGCUGAAUUUUAAAGGGAAGAUCCGGUUAAGCAAUAUAGCGUCAGCUGGAUAGCAAAUUGAGACAAAGGCUCAGCUAAUUUAUUCUUAGACAAUCGUCAGCUUGUGUUUUGGGAUGGUUUCUGUGAUAUUUUACUUUGUUAUCGUAGUACCUGUUGUAAUAAUAAUAAUAUAUACCUGUG